This is a messenger RNA of Rhizophagus irregularis DAOM 181602=DAOM 197198, 616 nucleotides long. NCBI's taxonomy places the organism in Eukaryota, Fungi, Glomeromycota, Glomeromycetes, Glomerales, Glomeraceae. The record is from RefSeq and is a predicted model, not a curated record.
AAUGUAACUAAUGGAGCAACAUCACCUGUAGAAAUAAAUUCAGGGAUAUAUAUGCUAGAUACAAAAACAUUUUCGUGGAUAACAUCAUAUACCCCAAAUUCAACUUCUCCAUCUGAUAAAAACGAUCCAAUUUCAAUUGGAAUAAUAAUAGGAAUAGUAUGUGCGAUAAUAGUAUUUUUAGUUGUAGCUAGUAUAAUAGGAUGGAUUUUUUAUAAAAGAUAUAGGGAAAAUAAUAAUAUAGAGCAUGCUAUUCCUACACCUGGAAGUGGAAUGGACAGAGUUGAAAGAGAUGAAAGAGAUGAAAGAGACGAAAGAGAUGAAUUUGGUGGUAAUAGAAUUAGUAAUAUUACUAGUGUUACCGACAAUAGUAACAACGAAAAUGUCAGGAAUAGUUCAACCACAGACGUUACUGUUAUAUCUCAUUCUAGACCUACUUCUACCUACAAAAGUACUAGUAAUUAUGGGUCAACCCCUUAUGUUCCUUCAUAUACUCCUCCACCUUAUUACACUCCACAUGGCGGUUUUACUCCCAAAAAUCCCCCAUAUAGUACAAGAAAUUAAUAUUUUCGGUAAAAUCUCGGUUCAAACUUAUUCCAUUUUUAAUUUUAUUAAUUCC